AUACAAAGAAGGGGGGGGGGGCUUUUGGAGGAGCAUCAAGAAUUUGCCUUUUAAGGGGUACAGUCUCACUCUUCCAAGCCUUGUGAGCUCUUGCGCAGCAGCCAAAACACUCAAGGGAGAAGAAAUAAACAACAGCAAAGAGACCAAGAGGGAAAGAAACAUGAGUAAUGCUAAUAUUUUUCACACCCUGUAGCAAUAUUAAAAAUGCAGGGAGACUCAUUGUGUUGAAAUUUUGACAUUUUUCUUUCACUAUUAAGACAUAAAUCAUCUAAACAAUGACGAGGAUGCAUCUGACAUUCCUGCUUACAGCCCCUCGCAUCCUUUGUUACAUGUUAGGUGAAAGAGACCUUGUUUACAGGCUGUUGCAUUGUAAACAAGGGGAGGCUCAGUCCAGGCUGAAUCACUGGCUCACCAAGGAUCCCAACAGCUGCCGUCACUGUUGUGGUUUCUUGGUUGUUUUCUAGACAAUACCAACAAUGAGUUGCCUGAGCCGAGGAGAGACUGCCUGUAUCUGGAAGCAGGAAACAGAGGGGAGCUGAGGAGGAGAGAUGGGUGGGGGUGAGAACAGAGAGGUAAUUGUAUAUGUAAGAGUGAGGCAACCUAGUAGACGGGUAGAAGCAAGAGGAAAGGGAGAAGGAAGGCAGAGGCGUGUUCCUGGGAUGGGAGGAUUGCAAAAGAAGACGAAAAGGAGAGAAAAGGGUGAAGACAGGCUACAGCUUUACUGGACUGGAAGAUGAAUCCUUGAGCAUCGGCAUUUGAGCCAAGGGUCACGUGAAGGAAUAAGUAAAGUUGGGAAACUAAGUGAGUUUAAGAAAGUUGGGGUGUGAAACAAAGAGGAGCAGUGAGAGGGGGGCGGGGGAGGCAGAAAAAUGGGGAGUCCACAUGUGUGACUGCUGCGGAGCCGAGUUGGAAAGAGAGGUGUUUUUAAAGUGUGCGUAGAAAGGAGAGGAGGGGGGGAGGCAGUGAGAGAGUAUAUCCUCCCCUCUGUCCCCGUAACAGCGAGGCUGAACGAGAGCCAGGAAAAGGGGAAGGGCCUCCCUCUCCUCCUUUCCAGCUGACAAAAACAGCUGCCCAGGAGCCCGGGCUGGAGCCUGUUUAGAGGACGAGGGGAAGAGGACAGAGGGACAGAGAGGAGGGAGGACAGAAGGAGAGAAGAGAGAGAGAGAGAGAGAGCAAGAGGAGGAGGAAAAAGUCCCCAAGUCCAGGACCCGUCCACCUAUAUGGGUUGCGUCCUGAGUUCGGACUGGUGCGGGGAGCAAGAGGUGCAACCAGUGCCGGUGGUCAGAAAAACAUCUGUGAAGAGAAGGAGUGUGGAGAGGAGUGACAGUGGCAGGAUGAGGCUGACAAAGGCGGGGAAGGGAGAGCCCCAUAUCUUUAAGGAAAAGACCUUCAAGAAGAAGCGGCAGUGCAGCGUGUGUCGCCAGAACGUCGACAACGUAGGCUCCUUCUGCAGAGUAUGCAAGACGGCCACCCACAGGAAAUGCGAGGCCAAGGUGACCUCGGCGUGCAUCCCAGCUCCCUCCAAUGAUCUGCAGCGUAGAGGGACCGCUCCUUCUCGACACAUCCAACACCUGGGGUCCACCAAGUCUCUGACCUAUACCAAACAGAGAAACACCCUACCAAGGAGCUUCAGUGUGGACCGUGUGAUGGAGAGAGUGAUGGAGCGCCAUUACGACUUUGACCUGACUUACAUCACAGAGAGGAUCAUCUCUGUCUUCUUCCCCCCAAAGCUGGAAGAGCAGCGAUACCGGAUCAACCUGAAGGAGGUGGCAGCCAUGCUCAAGUCCAAACAUCAAGACAAAUUCCUGCUCUUGAAUCUCUCCGAAAGGCGCCACGAUAUCACCCGAUUAAAUCCAAAGGUUCAUGACUUUGGCUGGCCCGACCUCCACGCCCCACCGCUGGAUAAGAUCUGUGCCAUAUGUAAGGCCAUGGAGACAUGGCUGACCUCUGACCCCCAGCACGUGGUGGUCCUGCACUGCAAGGGCAACAAAGGUAAAACAGGCGUGAUCAUUGCAGCCUACAUGCACUACAGCAAGAUCUCUGCAGGGGCGGACCAGGCUCUCAGUACUCUCGCCAUGAGGAAGUUCUGUGAAGAUAAGGUGUCCUCUUCCCUCCAGCCGUCCCAAAACAGGUAUAUCUAUUACUUUGGGGGCCUUCUGUCUGGGGCGAUCAAGAUGAACAGCAGCCCACUUUUCCUCCACCAAGUUCUCAUCCCGUCACUCCCCAACUUCCAGGGUGAAGGAGGUUACUACCCUUUCCUGAAGAUCUACCAGUCCAUGCAGUUGGUCUACACUUCAGGCAUAUAUGACCUUCAAGGCACUGGAGGAAGGCGACUGUGUGUGACCAUUGAACCAGCACUGCUGCUGAAGGGUGACAUCAUGGUAAAAUGCUACCACAGGCAAGCCCAGAGUGCUGACAGAGACACGGUGUUCAGGCUGCAGUUCCACACCUGCACCAUCCACGGAUCUCAGCUCUGGUUUGGCAAAGGGGAGCUGGAUGAAGCUUGUACUGAUGAGCGUUUUCCAUCUGACGCUACAGUAGAGUUUGUCUUUUCCUCCGGACCUGAGAAGAUCAAAGGCCGCGAGUACCAGAAGAACGACCCAGCUGUCACAGUAGACUACAACACUGCUGACCCAGUGGUUCGCUGGGAUUCCUAUGAGAACUUUAACCAGCGAUACCAAGACAGCCUUGAGGAUAUUGCCCACACCAGAGGUCCUCUAGAUGGCAGUCUCUAUGCUCAGAUAAAGAAACGCCGGGGUCCCGGCUCAGGUUCUCUCACCUCAACCAAUGGCAGCAGCCCCGGGCCAGGCCUUGCAGAAGAUAGGCCUGAUCAUGUCAUCUCUCACCAUUCUGACUCCGCCCUCUCAGCCCAUUCCAGCCUUUUAAACCAAUCAUCACACCAUUCUGACCGCCAGGAGGAGCCCGUUCGUCCGCCACCUCCAACCAGACAGGAACGAGAGGAGCUUGAACGCCUUCUCGGAGGCAUAGAGGGAAACCGGGAUGGAGAGCGGGAGACUGCCAUCUUGGAUGAUGGCGAUUCCUUGCCCUCAGAGCGAACUGGGACACUGAGGCUCAGUCGGUCAUGUUCCUGCCGGGAUGGUUAUCGGUCCCAACGCUGUGCUGAGCCUGGCUGUGACCGCACCCUCCUCAUGCCUAAUGGUUACUGCCUCGAUCGGGCUCCCGGCACCAAUGGGCACCACGGGGCAACCCCUUCUGCCAGCCCCAACUCAGCUGCUCCUCCAUCACAUAUGGAUCUGUGCCAGCACUACAACCCCCACCAGUCCCUUCCACCUCCAGAUCUGGUGUGGGACCGCCAGAGUGGCCCGCAACACCACAUGCACCGCUCCUGCUCAGAGGCUCCCUCAUCUCGCCAUCUCUGCCCCUACCCAUCGCCAGACCUUACCCCUCACUCUCACAACCACCCCCACCACCACUCUCUGUCUGCAUCAGGUCGCCUCUGCUGUCGAGAGGACGACUACGGCCCCUACCACCACCCUCCUCCACCUCACAGCCACCACCAUCCCCACCCACACCACCCCAAACCGUCCACCAGCCCAACAUACCAUGACAUAAUGCUAAUGGAUGGUAUGCCGCCCGCUGGCUGCCCUUGUCGGGACUGCAGCAUCAGGAGGGAAGACUCAGCAGCCUAUCACAGCCUGAGGCUGGACCGAGGCGACAGCUUCCACUGGGACAGAGAGGCAGAGCUUCAACAGAGGGAGCUGGGGCUUAGGAGAGCCAGGGAGCCAGAGAUACCCAGAGGAGGGUCAGAGCUUCACUGGGAGAGGGAUCCUGGACUGAGGCGAGGCAGAGAAUUGUCCCUCCACUGGGAGCGAGACAGGGAGGCUGAGCUGCAGUGGGAGAGGGAGAGAGAGGCUGAAUAUUGGCACAGAAGGGCCACUGUAGCCUCCUACGGCCCACACGGUCAUGAUCUCCCAGCCUUCACCUUCGACCCCUUGCCAUCAGGUCAUCCAGCUUAUCCAGAGGCGUCGAGGUCCCAUGCUCAUUCCCACUUGGACCUAAAAUACAGCAGCAGCAGCAGCGGUUACCAAACGCCUCGCCAGGUGUGCCCCUGCUCACCUUACCAGCCCUCGCCGUCUGAAAGCAGGGGCUACGCCUCGGGCUACCAGUCUGAGUCCACAUCCCCACUGCCCCCUGCUUCCUCCAUGACGGGGCCCUGCAGUCAUAGCAAUGGACCUGCCGAGCAUAACCAUAACCACCACCAUCACCACCCUGACUCUCAGCAGUCAUACAGCUCUGACUCACACACUGAUGGCCUUCGUAGCUCUGGUGAAAGUAUGGGCUGGAGGGAUCACAUUACCCAUGGUUCCUUUAAGAGGGUCCACAGAGAGGGCCAUGGCGCAUGCUCUACGCCAUCUGACAUGUCUGGACCACCCACUCCCGUGCACACCAGCAGCCCUCUACGUACACAGGAAAGUCCCAGUCCAGGAGGGAGAGAGUAUGAGAUCCGGACCACAGACAUCAUCAGCAGUGACUAUGAGGCAUCCCAGCCCCAGGAUGGACACUACCGUGCAGAUAAUAUCGUCCAGGAAAGCCAAAGAAGCAACACAGACCCGUCAUCCCUGCCGCAGGCCGCCAAAAACACACAGCCACACACAACCACACCUGUUCAAACAGAACCCCACAACCACUGCACUGCACCAACAGACCCGUCCCCUGCCACGCCCCAACAGCAGCACUGUAGCUCAGAUGCACCCUCACCUUUGUCAACGCAGAACACUUCUUCUUUUGACUCUGUGACACCAACCACAUCAAACCAGGGACACUGCCAGGCCCCUUCAUCCCCCGUCCAUACUUCUUCUGUGCCAGAUACACACCCCCAACCCUGCCCUCUCACUAUGCAGACUCCCCAUCCUUCAGAGGCUGCUGCUCUGCCUUCCAGUGUGACACAAGCAGUGUCCCAGCCUCAGAGCCAGAGCCAGGCCAUCGGCUCUGUAGGACCGACCGCAGCGCAGGUCAACGGAUCUUCUCACCCAGAAGUCCCAAAACCCACCCCCAACUCCACAGCUGCCCUUGCAUCUCCUGCCACAGCUUCAUCGUCAUCCCCUCAGCCCACAUCCAGCAGCAUGGAGGGCUCCCCCAUCUCUGAUGCCCCUGUUCCCGGCUUUGCCACCUUGGGCAGGAGGUUGAUGUUGGGCGGGUCAGAUCCUCACCAUCCGAACCACAUCCAGCAACAGGGACCCCCACAUCACCACUACCCAGGCAUGGAGGGACACGCUCCUGCUCUGGACACUAACAAGAAGCACUGCUACACGGCACACACCCCGCAGCUCCACCAGUCCUCCUUUUCCAACUACUCCACCAUCUCCAUACCCCUUCCUCAUCCACAGCCGCCUUUGCCGGAGAAGCGUCACCCACCCGCCCAGCAAGAUUCAGCCAACGAUGGGGUGGGGACUCUGAGGCCAGCCAUGGGCCAUGUGCCUCCUACCUCCACCACCAGCACCACCCAGCAUCAGCACCAUGUCACAUUCUCUCCCACAGUGGGGGAAAUUGCGCCCCCUGCAGGCCAAAAUGAUGUAGUGUCAUCGGUGGAGGCUGAAAAUAGGGUCAGUGUGAAGUUUGUCCAGGACAGUUCAAAGUUCUGGUACAAGCCUGGCAUCUCCAGAGAGCAAGCAAUUGCAGCUCUGAAGGAAAGAGAGCCAGGAACCUUCCUGAUCAGGGACAGUAACUCUUUCCAGGGGGCCUACGGUCUGGCACUGAAGGUGGCUACACCUCCUCCCAAUGUCAACAACCACAGCAGCAAAGUGAGCGACCCUCUGGAACAGCUGGUCAGACAUUUCCUCAUAGAAACAGGCCCUCGCGGAGUUAAGAUUAAAGGAUGUCAGAAUGAGCCUUACUUUGGGAGUCUGUCUGCAUUAGUCUACCAACACUCCAUCACACCCAUCUCUUUGCCUUGCGCUCUGAAGAUCACAGAAAAAGAUCUGAUAGGAGAGGUGCAGGAAGUUCAACCAGUGAGCAACAUCAGCACGGCUGCUGACCUGCUGAAACAAGGAGCAGCCUGUAAUGUCCUCUACCUGAACUCUGUGGAAACUGAGUCUCUGACCGGCCCCCAGGCCAUCGCCAAGGCAACAGACGCUACCCUGGGUCGUAACCCGCGCCCCGCCGCCACUGUGGUUCAGUUCAAGGUGACAUCGCAGGGCAUCACGCUGACCGACAGCCAGCGCAGGGUUUUCUUCAGGAGACAUUACCCAGUGAACAGCGUAACCUUCAGCAGCAUCGACCCUAAGGACAGGAGGUGGACUAACACAGACAACACCACUGUUAAGGUGUUUGGUUUCGUGGCCAAGAAGCCGGGCAGCUUGGCAGAAAACGUUUGCCACCUGUUUGCCGAGCUGGACCCCGAACAACCUGCCUCUGCCAUCGUCAACUUUAUCAACAAGGUCAUGUUGUCACAACGCCGAUAGAUGGGGACAAAGACAGGAAACCAAACUCAGAGCAUACAAGCAGUGGCAUGCAGCAUAUAGUGACAAGGCAUUUACUGUACAUGAAUGCACCUGUGUGUGCUGGUGCUUGUUUUUCUGACUUUGGGCAACAACACAAAUUUUAUAAUUUACUUGUUAGGAAUUACUGCUCCAGCAGUCCCCCUUUUCCUAAAUGUUUGGUUGAAAAUAUUACAGUACAUUUCAGUUUUAUAUUUAAGUAUUGUUGGAUGAAAAAGACUAAAUAAAACACAGUGUACAGACAAAGCCAUGACAUAAAAUGUUACAACUCCUCCAAGGAUGAGGAGGCUUCAGGAGAAAAUUCAACAAUCCAUCUUCUACAUCUGCCAUGGACCUGUAUCAUGAAGCUGGUUCACUUUAAACCGAGGUAGAUCACCAUGGUAACCUAUGCUGUAAAGCUAACGUGCUUUGGAGCAGAUUCAGUUCAGACGAUCAAAUCAAAAGCCAUCAACAAUACGCCCACUGGGAAAAUUGAGUAAACAUUUGUAUAAGAUCCAGACAUGGACAAAAAGUACCGACUUUACAAGUGACAAGUAUGAAAGAGCAGUAGAGACAUUUUUAUAGAUCAGUAGAAUCACUUUAUCUGCCACAAUAAUUAUAUCAGAAAUAGAGGAAACAUUUUUGUGUCCAUUCCGAGUUUAAAACUACACACUAACAGACUAACAGCUUCAGUUUCAUAUUAAUAUCUCAUGCUGUUAAUUAGCACAGUAAAUUAUAAGUGGAAUGUUUCAGUCAGAUAGACGUUAUCAGGGAUUUAUCUAUUUGGUUCCUUUUCUUUCAGCAGCCUCUCAUUUUUUUCUGGUCGUAUGAUAAGAAUUGAUCUUUUACCUCAUUGAACAUGAUUUUUUUCUGGUAAUACCUACUUUCCUUGCAGGUAGGUGGAUAGGAAAAUCCAGAGUUGCUAAGCAGCUUCGUGACACCAGUAAUCCAGGGUCACCGAUGUGAGGCUCAUUGAAGCCAUGUAGCUCAAAGAAAGCAACACUAAGCCGAACUUGCUUCAUGAUACAGGCUCCUGGUUAAAUGAUGGUUAAAUGCAGCUUUUCAUCCUCUUGGUCAGACUGGUGUCCAGUUGAACAAUGAUAGAAAUACUGAAAGGAGCCUUACGGACACACAGAGCAGGCUGUGUGGAGCGCUUACAAAGAGGAUCUUUCCUUGCACUGUUUCAGGGCAGCAAAGCCCUACAGGUUCAACAUUUCACACAUAAUAACUGCCUUAAAAAAACAAAAAAACAAAAAAAAAACAGCAGGUGUUUAUAUUUUGUGUUGUUACAAAAUGCCUUAUUUUUCUUUGUUAAAAAGUGACCAAAGCCCUGAUGAUGUAAUUUAGUUUCUAUAUGUAGAGGUGUUCAGGUAUUCAGAUGUAUGUACAGCAUAUUUACAGCCACUCUGCAGCACCUUUACCAGUGUAACAUACAACACAUUUAAUCACAAUUGACAAUCAUGGGUUGUUUUUUUUUUUCCGUUCACACUUUAAUAAUCAGAGCGAGCGAGAGAAAUAACUCUCUAAUGAAAGUAAAAACGAAUGUGAGGUUUUUAACUUUAACCGCUGUGUGUGUGUGAGAGGGAGAGGCGUGUGUGUGUGCGUGUGUUUUGAAGGUUUUGGUGUGUUGAGGGUAAUCAGGUAAAUAUGUCAGGUAGAGUAUCGUUACGUCCGCUCUUAAAGAAACGUAAGUGAAACGGGGAAAAAGCUAGACGAGGAAGGGCGUACAGUGUUAAAGCGCACCAUUGCCGUGAAAUGUUUGGUGUUCGUUCACUGAGUCACACUUUGUGACCACAUUAUUAUUCACAUGCACACAUCAGUGUAGAACUGUCACGUAUCGAUGUAUCAAGUUAACAAGAGACACACACAAGCAAAGCAGUGGCUCAAAGACAGACGUACUUAACCAAAGACGAAGCACUCUUGUAUUAAUAAGCUUUUUAUCCAGCUAUAUUUUUGUACUUAUUGCUUCUUGUAUUUUUACUACGCAUUUAUUUAGUGUGUUGCCUUGUUUGGUAAAACCUAGAAAAACACUACUUGUAUUACAGCGAUAAUAUAUUGUGGUCUGUUUUCUUGUUGAUCUCUAUAUUAUGUAGUAAUAUAUUUUCACAUGCAGCUAUAGGAACGCGUAUGAGACAUAAAAAGGAAACAUUUGUUUUGAAAAGGAUAUUAUGCUAUUUUGUAUGCAAAAAUGAAGAAUAGAAUUAAACUGAAAUGAUGUGGUACCUAAAA
Messenger RNA from Thunnus maccoyii (southern bluefin tuna), 8666 nucleotides. RefSeq names its product tensin 2a (gene tns2a). Bases 1221 to 6422 code for a protein of 1733 amino acids. The record is from RefSeq and is a predicted model, not a curated record. Gene Ontology annotation, molecular function: protein tyrosine phosphatase activity; protein binding. Gene Ontology annotation, biological process: peptidyl-tyrosine dephosphorylation. NCBI's taxonomy places the organism in Eukaryota, Metazoa, Chordata, Actinopteri, Scombriformes, Scombridae. The transcript has 28 exons.